GUGAACGUCUCUCUCUCUCUCUCUCUCUCUCUACUGUUUAACCUGAUGGCCAGCAGCGAUCAGUGAUACAGACGAACCGAACUGUAGCGGCUCCGUAGAGCAGUUAAGCCCACUGGAUCUGCUCUCUUCUCCCGUGUGAACCUUCCUGGAUCUACGGGGUAUGGUGUCACCUCCUGAAGCCGGACAAUCGGACGCUGAGGCCGGCGGCAGGCAGCGUUAGCUGACCGAGCUGCGGGCUUUGAAUUUCGGCCUCAUUGUCAGGAUUUUAUCGGGACUUUUUUGCCGGGUAUUCGGAGUAUUACUGGGGGAAUAGCCUGGCCGUGGACACUUCGGGAAGGUUCGGUUCUUAAUGCCCCGGAGGCUCCGAGAAGAGCAGACUGCGGAGCCCCGGAACAGGGCUCGGACACCGGGGGAGUGCGAAGAACGCUGUCUGAUUGACUCCGCCCACCAUGAACCCUCUAAACCAGAUGAAGGCUGGACUAGCCAACAACCCACACAGUGACGGCUCGUACCCCUACGACCCCUCCAGCUGGCAGCAGCCCACCAAUCAGCCCACAGGAUCGCUCUCCGUGGUCACAACUGUCUGGGGAGUCACCAACCCCUCGGCCAGCCAGGGUCUUGGUGGAGGCGUGAUGGGGCCCGGGGCCAACCCAGGCGGGGGUCCCAUGAUGCAGGGCCCCGGGGGGUCGGGCAUGGCCGGCGGGCCCGGAGGCUACAUGGGCCAGCAGGGCUAUGGAGAGCCCAGCAAAGGCUACAUGACCCAGGGCAUGUACGGCCGUACGGGCGGGGCCUACACAGGAGGACCGGGCGGGUACACAGGGAGCUAUCCGUCGAACCCCGGAGGCUCCCGAGGCUCCGCUGACUUCACUCAGGCUGCCGCUGCCGCCGCCGUUGCUGCUGCUGCCGCCACGGCAACCGCCACUGCUACAGCAACCGUCGCCGCCAUCCAGGAGAAACAAAACCAGGAGAUGAACUAUGGACAGAUGGGUGGUCCAGCCUACAAUAACCAGUUCAUGGCCCACUCCGGCCCCCGCGGCCCUCCUGGCAUGGCUCCUGGAGGUAUGGGCCCAGGUCCAGGCCCCGCCAGAGGUCCCCCUUCAAUGGGCCCCAUGUACGGACCAGGAGGGGGCCCGCAGAGGGUCCCCCAGCACCCAAACUACGGCCCUGGACCACAGCAGGGACACCUGAGGCCCCCGCAGGGCCUCAAACGACCAUACAGCUCAGAGUCCUUCCCGGGAAUGUCCCAGCAGUACGGCGUUCCCGUCGGUUCCAGUGUGAACGUCAUGCCGGGUCCCGGAGGUGGCGGUGGAUCCAUGCCUGGUUCAGCUGGAGGCGGUCACGGUGGCCCCUACUCGGGCCCCAACAUGCAGUACCACCCAGGUCCCGCUGGUCCAGGUCCCGCCCCGCCACGGUCUGGCUCCUCCCCCUCAUAUCAGAGCCAUAAAAUGCCCCUCCCACCUCAGUACCCCCCCUCUGGACCCCCCAGUUCGCAGUACUACAAGCAGGACCAGUUUAACGGGCAGGGCGGCUUAAACACUCUGACAGCAGGGGGCGCCGGAGGAGUGUACAACUCCUUCAACCAGCCAUCAGGGCCGGGGCGAGGGUUGCCAGGUUACCCCUCUUCUCCGGUUCCGGGAAACCCAACACCUCCCGUCACCCCCAGCAGCUCCAUGGCUCCGCCCUACAUGUCGCCUGGCAGCGGUGACGUCAAGCCGACACCUUCUCCCUUCCUGCCUGACAUCAAACCCAACAUAGCUGGCCUGGCCCCUCCCCCGCCGACAGGUAACCCUAGCGACGACCUGCGGCUGACCUUCCCAGUGAGAGAUGGCGUGGUCCUGGAGCCCUUCAGAUUAGAGCACAACCUGGCCGUCAGCAACCACGUCUUCCAGCUGAGAGAGUCCGUCUACAAAACACUCAUCAUGAGGUGUUGUGUGUGCGUGCGUGCGUGCGUGCGUGCGUGUGUGUGUGUUUGCAGUAAGACGGCUCUGUUGGAGGGUCUGGAGGUGGACCAGUACAUGCUGGGAAUCCUGAUCUACGUGCAGAACUCGGAGUAUGAGGAGAUCACCAUCGACCCGGUGUGCAGCUGGAAGCCCGUCCCCGUGAAGCCCGACCUCCACGUAAAGGAGGAGCCCGACGGCCCCGUGCUGAAGCGUUGCCGGACGCUCAGCCCCAGUCACAUGGUCAUGCCCAACGUCAUGGAGAUGAUCGCCUCGCUCGGCCCAACCCCUUCCUCCUCCUCGUCCUCCUCCACCUCGGCGGUUCCCCCCUCCUCUUCCUCCUCGUCCCCAAUGCCCUACCCCUCCUUGCCCGGGGGGGGCGGCGGCAGCAACAGCAGCACGACGCCUGAGUACCCCGGACCCGGAUCAGCUCCGUCCUUCCCCACGCUGUCGGCUCCGUUCUCCGACUUCAGCGGUCCGGGGACGCCCAGCAUCGGCGGCGACUUCUCCUCGCCCGGCCCCCCGCCCCUGUCCUACCAGUCGGAGCUCUCCAGCGCCCUCCUCACCGCUGACAAACCCCCCCCUCACCCGCUGGCUGGACAGAUGCCGGGCUCAGGCCGUAUGGACUCAACUUCCCAUGGUGCUCCUCUCCAGCAGCAGUCGCAGGGUCUCCAUGGCAACUCGCAAAUGGGGGGUGGCAACCAGAUGAUGCAGCGUAGCAACCAGAAUCCCCGUCUCCAAGGCGACGGCUCCUUUGGACUCGGGGGCCCGGCGGAUGUUCCGGAAACUUCUCUUGACUUGCUUCCUGAGUUGACCAACCCGGACGAGUUGCUGUCCUACCUCGGCCCUCCGGACCUGCCGAGCAACAACAACGACGACCUGCUGUCGCUGUUUGAGAACAACUGAAGCGCUCGCACGGCUCCGGGGUCGGCCACGCCGAGACGUCACGGCAACAUCCGAACUUUAUUUUUUAUCCUCGCCGCCAACAUGGCACCGUCUGCACAGGAAGGGGCGGACCGUGAGGAGGAAGGAAAACAAAAUGGCGACUUUUGAAUCUAAAAAAUCUUUUUGUGUGAUUAUGAACUCCAUGGUAACUUUAUUUUAUUGUUUUUAAUUGUGUUUCGAUGCUUCAUCCUUCAUUCCCUGUCAGUUCAAAGAGGCGCCACAGCGCUGCUUUCAUGUACCUGCCCCGCCCACAGCGAUGUCACCCAGUCGCUCUUCGUGUAACAGCACAACACUGACAUCUGAUUGGCUGUCAGUGUUUUGGCUCAGCCCGUGAUUCAGGUUAUUCCAGUGCGGCUGGCGUCCUUUGCGGUUCCAGCUGUUGGUGGGUGUGAAACCCGUGAAGGCAGCAGUGUGGCGCGUCACAGCCGGGAGUUUCGGUGCAAAGAUGGCUGCAGACGAGCUGUAAGCGGCGUCUUUUCCCACGGACACGCUUUCCUUUCUCACUGGAGAUGCUGAGGGGUCCACGCCCGGCCCCGGCGUGCAACACGGACCUCCUGAUGACCAAUCAGAGAGAGGCAACACAGGCGGCUGUAGCUGCUCAGCCUCCUCCCCUCAUGUUAUGAGGGUUUUUUGUAAGCAGGCUGGUUGACCUUUGACCUGGCUGCGGUCUGCACAUGUGGCUUACUCACAUCUGGGCUGAAGCUGCAGUGACACACGCUGGUUCAUCUUCAUCAUCAUCCUGUGUUGUUGUAUAGUGACUUAGAGUCCAACAGUUGUGGUGUCUCCAUGGAAACCUGUACACGAUGAUUCAGUAACGAUGCUCAUAACAUAAAGUUUGUAAUUUAAUAAACAGACACUGGAAAGACA
Messenger RNA from Pundamilia nyererei, 3749 nucleotides. Its product is annotated as zinc finger MIZ domain-containing protein 2-like. Bases 450 to 2843 code for a protein of 797 amino acids. Lineage: Eukaryota; Metazoa; Chordata; Actinopteri; Cichliformes; Cichlidae. Gene Ontology annotation, biological process: regulation of transcription by RNA polymerase II; protein sumoylation. Gene Ontology annotation, cellular component: chromatin. Gene Ontology annotation, molecular function: SUMO ligase activity. The record is from RefSeq and is a predicted model, not a curated record. The transcript is spliced from 16 exons.